UCGUCUCGACACGGCCAGCGCCACACUGCCCGGUUCAGGUGCUCUCACCUUCGGCAGGGAGAUUCUCGGAUGGACUGACGCUCUCUUUGCGUUCUCGCUUCAUCAGUCAUCAUGGAGGAACUCCAGAGAAAACUGAAUCAGCGCUAUGAAGGCACCAAGCCCAGAAAGGUGAGGUUCAAGCUGGCGUCGUCCUACAGCGGCCGGGUGCUUAAGCAUGUGUACGAGGACGGUCAGGAGCUGGACAGUCCCGAGGAGAAAUACCCCCACAGCUUCGUCCACCGCAAAAUCCCUCCCAGCCACCUCGAGAUGGAGCAGCUCUGCGGGUUUGAGGAGACUCAUGGGGACCAGCAGGGUAUCUAUCCUCCAACAGGGCUCAUUGCCCAGAGAAUCAAUGUGUACAGAGGAAUGGGAAGCUACAAGCCCGCUGCCAGCCAAACCGACGAAGCCAUGGGAGACGGCAAAAACUCAGUGUUGGACUUUGGCAAGAUAAUCAUCUACACCAGCAACCUGCGCAUCAUCAGGGCGCCGCCGAGGAAGCCGGAGACGCUGCGGCAUCACACGGCGCCUCCUGCGGACCAGGAGGGACACCCGAAGGCCAGGGAGAGGGGGAGCAGGAGGAGGGCCAGAGCUCUUCAGGCGGAUGAGGCGGCAGAGAAGCAGAUCAGCGACACAGAUACCAAGGAGGCCGACAGCUGCCAGCAUUGUGGCGGCUCGGGCUGCGCUCCCUGCUCUCUGUGUCACGGCAGCAAGCUGUCCAUGUUGGCGAACCGCUUCAAUGAGUCCAUCAGUGAUCUGCGUUGCCAAGCCUGCUACCCCCAUGGUCUGGAGAAGUGCCAGUCCUGCUCCAGUAAAUAGCACCAUUUGGCUGACAUCCAUGUCUGGCAAAGGAGGAGAAAGAGAGAGAGAGGAAGUGAGUGAGUGAGGGACAGAGUGAGUGAGCGAGUGAGUGAGCGAGCGUAUGCCUGACCGGUUCUUCAGAAUUGUCUCAGUGGCAAUAUUGCUCUAAUCCAAAAUGUUCUUGGUGGGGUGUUUCGAGGCACCACUAGGAAACAUAAGCCAUCACUGGAAAGAGGAAUUGUGACUGUCCAAUUGGCAACAAAAUCAUGAAACACAAUUACUGUGUGCAGUGAACAUGGCUUCAGAUAACACAAACACAUAAUCACUUUUUUGUUGUUGUAUUGUUUUGCAUCUGCAGCCUUCUUCCUGAUAAAAACCUGGUUCCACUACAGAGUUAUCAUUUUAAUUAAAACGAUGCAAACAUUCUGCAGUUUAUUGUAUCUGCCGGGAAGGCCACCCUGUUCAUGUCCCCCGCUUACUGUUCACACGAGAGAGACGUUUUUCAUCCUAACAUGGCGUAUUGUACGAGGGUAAUUGAUGCCUUUAUUUUUUUUCAAAGGGAGGGGAAAUAA
Salarias fasciatus (jewelled blenny) is the source of this 1409-nucleotide messenger RNA. It is a transcript of the gene grxcr2, whose product is annotated as glutaredoxin and cysteine rich domain containing 2. Lineage: Eukaryota; Metazoa; Chordata; Actinopteri; Blenniiformes; Blenniidae. The coding region runs from base 112 to 855 and encodes 247 amino acids. Gene Ontology annotation, biological process: sensory perception of sound. The transcript is spliced from 5 exons. The record is from RefSeq and is a predicted model, not a curated record.